AUGUAUAGAUUUUUUAACAAUCAUAUAAAUAAAAUAUUUAAAAGAAAAAUAACUAAUAUUUCAUAUGGUUAUUUAAACUUAUCAAUACAUGAUAAAAUAAUCCAUUAUUUUGAAAAUUUAAAAAAAAAUAUAAUUUAUAUAAAUGAUUCAAAAAAUUGCAAAGAAUAUAUAAAUGAAAUAAAAAAGAAUUUAAAUGAAAAAUAUAAUUUUAUUGGUUUAGAUGUAGAAGGUUAUAAAAUAGGAAAACAUGGUAUAAUUAGUAUUAUUCAAAUAUGUACAGAGAACAUUUAUAUUUUUGAUUUAUAUAAGUGUGAUAAUACUUAUUUAUUUAUAAUGUAUUUAAAAGAAAUACUAGAAAAUGAAAAAAUAAUAAAAAUUACUCAUGAUUGUAGAGAAGAUUGUUCUAUAUUAUAUAAUCAAUAUAAUAUUAAUUUAAAUAAUGUUUUUGAUACCCAAGUAGCAUAUAAUUUAUUUUUAAAAAAAAAGAAAAAAGAUUUAUAUCAGAUAAGUUAUGAUGAUUUAUUAUUCAAAUGCUUACUUUUAAAUAAUAAUCAUAAAAUAUAUUUUCAUAAAAUUAUCUCCUUAGAUCCCAAAGUUUACUUAAAAAGACCAAUUUCAAAAGAAUUAAUUCAAUAUGCCAUUCAAGAUGUUUUAUAUUUAAAACCCCUUAUGUUAAUUUUAAUAGAUAAAUUAAAUAAUAUUGAUGAAAAAAAAAAUAUUUUAUUAGAUUUAAAUGAAGAAAAAAAAAAAGUAUAUAACCUAGAUUUACAUAAAAUAGAUUUAAUCAACUACGUAAUAGAUAAUAGUCAAAAAUAUAUUAAUUAUCAAUUUUUAAAUUCUCAUAUAAAAAAUGAAAAAAAAUUACAAAAAGGCAUGAUAAUUGAAGGUAUGAUUGUUUCAUGUAGUAACUUAAAAAUUUACGUUAAAUUAAAUUUAAGUAAAAAAGGAGUAAUUACUAAUUAUUUAAAUCACAAAUAUGAAAUUGGCGAUAUUGUUAAAUGCAUUAUUUUAGGUUUUUCUGGUAAUAAUUAUAUUAAUUUAGGUUUUUCUCAAUCUUCAAAUGAUAAAUUGAAUGAUUUAAAAAUUAUUAAAAACAAAUAA
This is a messenger RNA of Plasmodium gallinaceum, 1101 nucleotides long. RefSeq names its product 3'-5' exonuclease, putative. The transcript has a single exon. The record is from RefSeq and is a predicted model, not a curated record. Lineage: Eukaryota; Apicomplexa; Aconoidasida; Haemosporida; Plasmodiidae. Gene Ontology annotation, biological process: nucleobase-containing compound metabolic process. Gene Ontology annotation, molecular function: 3'-5' exonuclease activity; nucleic acid binding. The coding region runs from base 1 to 1101 and encodes 366 amino acids.